Mesocricetus auratus (golden hamster) is the source of this 2948-nucleotide messenger RNA. RefSeq names its product intercellular adhesion molecule 5 (gene Icam5). The coding region runs from base 53 to 2806 and encodes 917 amino acids. Gene Ontology annotation, cellular component: membrane. Gene Ontology annotation, biological process: cell-cell adhesion. The record is from RefSeq and is a predicted model, not a curated record. The transcript is spliced from 11 exons. Lineage: Eukaryota; Metazoa; Chordata; Mammalia; Rodentia; Cricetidae. Gene Ontology annotation, molecular function: integrin binding.
CACUCGCGCUCCCCUCGCCUCCUGCGUUCUCCCCUCCCCGGCAGCGGCGGCGAUGCCGGGGCCUUCGCCAGGGCUGCGCCAAGCGCUCCUCGGCCUCUGGGCUGCCCUGGGCCUGGGGAUCCUCGGCAUCUCAGCGGUCGCGCUAGAACCUUUCUGGGCGGACCUUCAGCCCCGCGUGGCGCUGGUGGAGCGCGGGGGCUCGCUGUGGCUCAACUGCAGCACUAACUGUCCGCGGCCGGAGCGUGGUGGCCUGGAGACCUCGCUGCGCAGGAACGGGACCCAGAGGGGUCUGCGCUGGCUGGCUCGGCAGCUGGUGGACAUCCGAGAGCCAGAGACGCAACCCGUCUGCUUCUUCCGCUGCGCGCGCCGCACACUACAAGCGCGGGGGCUCAUUCGAACUUUCCAGCGGCCGGAUCGGGUAGAGCUAGUGCCGCUGCCUCCUUGGCAGCCCGUGGGCGAGAACUUCACCUUGAGCUGCAGGGUUCCGGGAGCAGGACCCCGAGCGAGCCUCACGUUGACUCUGCUGCGGGGCACCCAAGAAUUGAUCCGCCGCAGUUUCGCGGGAGAGCCACCCCGAGCGCGCGGCGCAGUGCUCACCGCCACGGUCCUGGCGCGCAGGGAAGACCACGGGGCCAAUUUCUCAUGCCUCGCGGAGCUGGACCUGCGGCCACACGGCCUGGGACUCUUUGCGAACAGCUCCACCCUUAGACAGCUCCGCACCUUUGUCCUGCCUCCAAUUUCCCCGAGCCUGGUUACUCCCCGAUUUUUAGAAGUGGGCUCAGAAAGGCCAGUGAGCUGCACUUUGGAUGGACUGUUUCCUGUCCCGGAAGCCGGGGUUUACCUCUGGCUGGGAGAUCAGAUACUGCAUCCUGAUGUGACCUUCGAUGGCGACAGCCUCGUGGCUACUGCCACAGCUACGCCGAGCGCAGAACAGGAAGGCACCAGACAGCUGAUAUGCAGAGUGACCCUCGGGGGCGACAGCAGGGAGACCCAGGAGAAUCUGACUGUCUACAGUUUCCCUGCUCCUCUCCUGACGUUAAGUGAGCCAGAAGCCCCAGAAGGGAAGGUGGUAACCGUCAGCUGCUGGGCUGGUGCUGGGGCCCUGGUCACCUUGGAGGGAAUCUCAGCUGCGGUCCCGGGGCAGCCCGCUGAGCUCCAGUUAAAUGUCACGGAGAACGACGACAAGAGGGGCUUCUUCUGCGACGCUGCCCUCGACGUGGGCGGGGAGACACUAAGAAAGAACCAGAGUGCUGAGCUUCGAGUCCUGUAUUCUCCCCGGCUGGAUGACUCGGAUUGUCCCAGGAGCUGGACGUGGCCCGAGGGUCCGGAGCAGACCCUCCGCUGCGAGGCCCGUGGGAACCCGGAGCCCUCAGUGCACUGUGCGAGGCCGGAUAGCGGGGCUGUGCUGGCGCUGGGCCUGCUGGGUCCAGUGACGAGGGCCCUCGCAGGCACUUACCGUUGCAGGGCAGUCAAUGGCCAAGGCCAGGCGGUCAAGGACGUGACCCUGACUGUGGAGUAUGCCCCAGCGCUGGACAGCAUAGGCUGCCCAGAGCAUAUUACUUGGCUGGAGGGAACAGAGGCAUCACUUAGCUGUGUGGCGCACGGGGUCCCACCGCCUAGUGUGAACUGUGUGCGCUCUGGGAAGGAGGAAGUCAUGGAAGGGCCGCUGCUUGUGGCUCGGGAGCACGCUGGCACUUACCGAUGCGAAGCCAUCAACGCCAGAGGAUCAGCGGCCAAAAAUGUGGCUGUCACGGUGGAAUAUGGUCCCAGUUUUGAGGAGCUGAGCUGCCCGAGCAACUGGACGUGGGUAGAAGGAUCUGGAAAGCUGUUUUCCUGUGAAGCUGAUGGGAAGCCAGAACCACGCGUGGAGUGCCUGGGCUCCGAGGGUGCCAGCGAGGGGGCGGUAUUACCCCUGGUAUCCUCAAACCCUGGUCCUAGAAACUCUAUGACCUCUAGUAAACUUUCCCCGGGUGUCUACCUCUGCAAUGCCACCAACCGGCACGGUUCCACGGUCAAAGCUGUCGUCGUGAGCGCCGAGUCGCCGCCACAGAUGGAUGAAUUCAGCUGCCCAAGUCACCAGACCUGGCUGGAAGGAGCCGAGGCUACGGCGCUGGUCUGCAGUGCCAGGGGCCGCCCCUCUCCACGGGUUCGCUGUUCCAGGGAGGGUGCCGCCAGGCUGGAGAGGCCGCAUGUGUCCCGGGAGGAUGCGGGGACCUACCGCUGUGUGGCCACCAACGCGCAUGGCACGGAUUCACGGACCGUCACUGUUGGUGUGGAAUACCGGCCUGUUGUGGCCGAGCUGGCGGCCUCGCCCCCAAGUGUGCGGCCGGGCGGGAACUUCACCCUGACCUGCCGUGCAGAGGCCUGGCCUCCAGCACAGAUCAGCUGGCGCGCGCCCCCUGGAGCGCUCAACCUUGGCCUAUCCAGCAAUAACAGCACGCUGAGCGUGGCAGGCGCCAUGGGCAGCCACGGCGGCGAGUACGAGUGCGCAGCCACCAAUGCGCAUGGGCGCCACGCGCGACGCAUCACGGUGCGCGUGGCCGGUCCGUGGCUGUGGGUCGCUGUGGGCGGUGCUGCAGGGGGCGCGGCGCUGCUGGCCGCGGGGGCUGGCCUGGCCUUCUACGUGCAAUCCACGGCCUGCAAGAAGGGCGAGUACAACGUCCAGGAGGCCGAGAGCUCCGGCGAGGCGGUGUGUCUCAAUGGCGCGGGCGGGACGCCGGGCACGGAAGGCGGAGCUGAGACCCCUGGCACUGCCGAGUCACCUGCAGAUGGCGAGGUUUUUGCCAUCCAGCUGACAGCCUCGUAAGCCAGCAGGCAGUCCCUCUCCCCGGGGGGGUCUGCAAGCAUUGGGGCGGGCAUAUGUAUUGUUCGUGCUCUUUCUUUAUUCAACUCUGGGGGCAUCACUUCCAUUUUCUACCCAUUCCCCUCAAUAAAGUUUUUAUAAAGGA